ACCGAGGGGAGGGUGUAUAAAGGUGCAGGCGUAGAUACGGGGGCCACAUUCAGCCUGCGGUGGGAGACUGUCCCACUAACACCUCCAGCAGAGACACGAUGAAUGUUCCAGCUCUGGCCUGCGUGCUGAUGGUCAUCUCCACGGUCCAUGCCUUCCAGUAUGAGGAGCUGGCGCGGUACGUUGACAGCCAUCAAGAGGAAUACGUGGAGGCUCUGCGGGACUGGGUUGCAAUCGAAAGCGACUCCAGCAACGUCUUUAGGAGACCAGACCUGCACCGCAUGAUGGACGUGGUGGCUCAGAAGCUGCGGCUCAUGGGAGGGACUGUCGAGCUGGUGGACAUCGGAGAGCAAGAACUUCCCAACGGGCAGAAGUUAGCUUUGCCAAAGGUGGUGACGGCUUUGUUUGGCAGUGACCCAAGCAAACGCACGGUGUGCAUCUACGGCCACGUGGACGUCCAGCCGGCGAAGCUGGAGGACGGCUGGGCGACGGAGCCCUACAACCUGACUGACAUCAAUGGUAACCUGUAUGGAAGAGGAGCAUCUGACAACAAGGCCCCGGUUUUAGCAUGGAUGCACGCUGUGGGGGCCUACCAGGCCCUCAGUCUGGAGCUGCCGGUAAACGUGAAGUUCGUCAUCGAGGGCAUGGAGGAGACGGGCUCUAAUGGCCUGGACGCCAUGAUCCUGGCGCAGAGGGACUCCUUCUUUUCUGACGUGGAUUACAUCAUCAUCUCGGACUGCGGCUGGCUCAGCAGACGGCCUGCCCUCACCUACGGCACCAGGGGCAACUGCUACUUCUUUGCUGAGGUUGAAGGACCCAAACAGGACUUGCAUUCCGGUGUUUACGGAGGCACUGUGAUUGAACCGAUGACUGACCUUAUUGGCAUUCUUGACACACUGAUCAGCCCCAGCGGUACGAUCCUGAUUCCAGGGAUCAGGGAGGCUGUGGCUCCACUCUCUGAUGAGGAAUGGAGAAUGUAUCAGGACAUUCAAUUUGACUUGGACCACUACAAGACCAAGAUUGGUGUGAGCCAGCUCAUGUACACCAAUAAGGUGGACUUGUUGGCCCACAUGUGGCGUUACCCCACCGUAACCAUCCACGGCAUUGAGGGGGCCUUCUCUGACCCUGGCACAAAGACCGUCAUCCCUGCUAAGGUCACCGCUAAGUUCUCCAUUAGACAGGUUCCUGACAUGGACCCCGCUGCGGUUAAGAAGCAGGUAACAGAUUACCUUCACUCGGUGUUUGCCAAGCGAAAGAGUCCCAAUAAACUGAAAGUCACAAUGGUGAUCGGGGCGAAGCCUUGGCUGGCUGACACACAGCAUCCUCUCUAUGAGGCUGGGAAGGCUGCUGUAAAGAGAGUUUUUGACAUGGAUGCUGAUCUGAUACGUGAAGGUGGGACCAUUCCUAUCGCCAGAACCUUCCAGGAUGUAACCGGGAAAAGCAUCAUCAUGAUGCCUAUUGGAGGCUUUGAUGAUGGGCUGCACUCCCAAAAUGAGAAAAUGAGCAGGUACAACUAUAUUGAGGGAACCAAGUUAUUCAUCUCCUACCUGAAUGAAGUAUCCCAAAUUAAGAAGACGAGUGUGUGAUGUUUUAUUUUUUAAUUAAAUGAACCAUUAAAACCUUCCAGCUGCAUGUGAGCUCCAAGUGACACAGUGUCACUUUGCCUUUUAUUCAUCCAUUUUUCUGUGAUAGCAGGCUUUUAUUUAUCUGAAAGUUUCUGUCUAUCUAUCUAUCUAUCUAUCUAUCUAUCUAUCUAUCUAUCUAUCUAUCUAUCUAUCUAUCUAUCUAUCUAUCUAUCUAUCUAUCUAUCUAUCUA
Pungitius pungitius (ninespine stickleback) is the source of this 1813-nucleotide messenger RNA. It is a transcript of the gene cndp1, whose product is annotated as carnosine dipeptidase 1. The transcript is spliced from 12 exons. Gene Ontology annotation, cellular component: cytosol. NCBI's taxonomy places the organism in Eukaryota, Metazoa, Chordata, Actinopteri, Perciformes, Gasterosteidae. The record is from RefSeq and is a predicted model, not a curated record. Bases 99 to 1583 code for a protein of 494 amino acids. Gene Ontology annotation, molecular function: dipeptidase activity. Gene Ontology annotation, biological process: proteolysis.